AUGAGUGACCACCCUGAGGCGGACAUCGAUUCCAUCGUUGACAGAUUGCUCGAAGUGCGCGGUCUGAGACCAGGGAAGCAAGUGACGCUUGCUGAACAUGAGAUCCGUUACCUUUGCACCAAGGCCCGGGAAAUCUUCAUCCAACAGCCCAUUCUCCUUGAAUUAGAGGCUCCCAUCAAAAUCUGUGGUGAUAUCCACGGGCAAUACUACGAUCUUUUACGGUUGUUCGAAUACGGGGGCUUCCCGCCCGAGGCCAACUACUUGUUUUUGGGUGACUACGUUGACCGUGGUAAGCAAUCUUUGGAAACUAUCUGCCUUUUGCUUGCCUACAAAAUCAAGUACCCCGAAAACUUCUUCAUCCUUCGAGGCAAUCACGAAUGCGCUUCGAUCAACCGUAUCUAUGGGUUUUACGAUGAGUGCAAGCGUCGUUACAACAUUAAGUUGUGGAAGACGUUUACCGAUUGCUUCAACUGCUUGCCUAUUGCCGCUAUCAUUGACGAAAAGAUCUUCACUAUGCACGGUGGUUUGUCUCCUGACUUGAACUCGAUGGAACAAAUUCGUCGGGUGAUGCGUCCUACCGAUAUUCCCGAUGUGGGUUUGUUGUGUGACUUAUUGUGGUCAGACCCGGAUAAGGAUAUUACUGGCUGGUCAGAAAAUGACCGUGGGGUUUCAUUCACAUUCGGUCCCGAUGUUGUCCUGCGGUUCUUACAAAAACACGACAUGGACUUGAUCUGUCGAGCUCAUCAAGUCGUCGAAGAUGGUUACGAGUUUUUCUCGAAGCGUCAAUUGGUCACACUUUUCUCAGCUCCUAACUACUGUGGUGAAUUUGACAACGCCGGGGCGAUGAUGCUGGUUGACGAACUGUUAUUGUGUUCGUUCCAGAUUUUGAAGCCGGCUGACAAGAAGCCUCGGUAUCCCCCCACAUCGGUGGGAGCCGGUUCCCGCCCGGUGACGGCGGCGAGAAAGCAAAAGCGCCCCGGCAAGUAA
This is a messenger RNA of Diutina rugosa, 987 nucleotides long. RefSeq names its product type 1 serine/threonine-protein phosphatase catalytic subunit (gene GLC7). Gene Ontology annotation, cellular component: cytoplasm; nucleus. Bases 1 to 987 code for a protein of 328 amino acids. NCBI's taxonomy places the organism in Eukaryota, Fungi, Ascomycota, Pichiomycetes, Serinales, Debaryomycetaceae. Gene Ontology annotation, molecular function: protein serine/threonine phosphatase activity. The record is from RefSeq and is a predicted model, not a curated record. The transcript has a single exon.